GCAGCGCACCACCUACCCGCAACAGCGAGCACGCCGCCGCACGCCGCCGCCCUCGCCCGCUCCGCUGCCGCCGCCACGCCGCCCGCCGGGGCAGCGCCUCCUGCCAAUGCGCCCAUCCCGCCCGGAUUGCGAUGGCUCGUGCGCGGCCAGUUUGACUCCAACCCGUGCCGCUCGACGUGCAUGCUCAACCCGGUGUACGAUCUGCUCCCGCGCAUGGAGUGGGUGCGUGCCUCGGGCAUCUGCCAGUCGCCCUCCGACUUUGCCUACGAUGAGGCCUCCGAUUCGCUCUGCUGCCCCUCGCCUAACUAUUGCUGCCCCAACUCGCUCGCGUCGUGCGCGCACCCCGACGCGGUGCUCUUCGACGCCAUCUCCGCCAACGUCUCGCGCGACGCCAUCGCGCAGCUCUGGCCGCUCACGCAGGGCCGGCCGCGACGAUGGCUCAUGACGCCACGCUCCAUGCGCUAUGUUGCGGGCGUGUGGCGGCAGGCCGCUGCCGACGCCGAGGGCGCCGCACGUGUGCGCACGCCCUCGCCCUUCCACGCACGCAGCCUGCGCGCACCGCCGAGGUUGCGCGAGGCCGCCGCCGUCCUCGAGCAGCAAGCCGCCGCGACGAGCGAAGGCGGCCCGUGCGCCGCCGGUGCGUCGGAUCGGACGCCCUUUUGUCGCGGGUAAGUAUCGGGCGACCUCCGAUAGACCUGAGGUGAAGAGGC
This is a messenger RNA of Emiliania huxleyi CCMP1516, 710 nucleotides long. RefSeq lists its product as hypothetical. The annotation marks the transcript as partial. NCBI's taxonomy places the organism in Eukaryota, Haptophyta, Isochrysidales, Noelaerhabdaceae. The transcript is spliced from 2 exons. The record is from RefSeq and is a predicted model, not a curated record.